Argentina anserina (silverweed cinquefoil) is the source of this 2749-nucleotide messenger RNA. Its product is annotated as kinesin-like protein KIN-14N. Gene Ontology annotation, biological process: microtubule-based movement. Gene Ontology annotation, molecular function: ATP binding; microtubule motor activity; microtubule binding. NCBI's taxonomy places the organism in Eukaryota, Viridiplantae, Streptophyta, Magnoliopsida, Rosales, Rosaceae. The record is from RefSeq and is a predicted model, not a curated record. The coding region runs from base 305 to 2581 and encodes 758 amino acids. The transcript has 16 exons.
UUACACUGCUCGCUUUGAAUACAAUCCAUGGCCCCACAUCACCACACAUUCUUCUGAAAGCCCCUCAUUUUUCUUUUCUACAAAUAUUUUCCCACAACACAAAAGCUCAAGUCUUGAUUGCUGUUUUGAGAAACAUCAACCCAUUUAAGUUUUUGGUUGUUUUGUUUUUCACAUGUAGUUUUAGUGUUUUGAGUUCUUUGGUGAAACUGUGUUUUGAGUUGGGUUUCUUGAAAAAAAUUGAUCUUUUUGACAAAUCUAGAGUUGUUGAUGAAGUUGGUGUGAGAAAGUUUCAAUCUUGGUAAAAAUGGUGAGCACUGCAAACAAUUGGAGAUUCCGGCCAGCUUAUGCUAUGGUGAAUGGGGGACCCGACUUGGCUCCCACUAGUGCUCCGGCGAGUAAUGCCGGGUCGGAGUGCGGCGACGUUGAGUUCACCAGAGAAUAUGUUGAAGCAUUGUUGAAUGAGAGGCCCAAAAGGAAAGACAGGUUCAGUCUCAAGGAAAAAUGUGACUCUUUGACUGACUAUAUUAGAAGGCUGAAGCCUGUUAUAAGAUGGUUUCAAGAGCUUGAGGGAAACUAUUUGUUGGAGCAUGAAAAGUUACAGAACAGUUUGGAAGUGUCUGAGCUAAAGCGCUCUGAAAUGGAUCUUUUACUGAAAAACAAGGAAGAGGAAUUGAAUUCAAUUAUAGCGGAGCUUAGGAAAAACUAUGCUUCAUUACAGGAGAAAUUUACUAAAGAAGAAAUGGAUAAGAUGGCUGCAAUGGAUUCUUUCACCCGAGAAAGAGAUGCUAGACUUGAAAUUGAGCGGUCCAAGUAUUCCCUCUCAGAUGAGCUUGAAAGAGUUCAACGAGACCUCACAAGUUCUAAACAGCAGAAUGCUUCACUGAGUGACAUGUACAAACGGCAGCAAGAAUAUAUUGCAAAUUUGCAGCAGUACAACAGUAAACUACAGACUGAUCUCUCCACAGUGGAGGAGGACCGUAAGCGUGUGGAGACCGAAAAGGCUAGUAUCGUGGAGAAUCUGGGCAUGUAUAGGGGUCAGCUUCAAGUGUCCAGGCAAUGUCAGGAGGAGGCAGUCAAGCAGAGAGAUGCUUUGGCCACUGAAGUUGCAAGCCUUAAAAUGGACCUGCAACAAGCAAGAGAUGAUUGUGAUCGACAUCAAUUGCAAGUUCAGAGUUUAAGUGCUGAAUUUAUGGAGUAUAAAGAGUCUACCGAAAAAUCUUGUUAUGAGUGGGGUAACCUCACAUCAGAAAAUGCAGAACUGGAGGCAAGGUGUCUGUCACAAAGUGAACGCAUAAAGGAAUUGCAAGACCAACUAAUGAGUGCAGAGAAGAAAUUACAGCUGUCCGACUUAUCUACAAUGGAAAGAAGAACAGAAUAUGAAGGGCAAAAGAUUCUUAUAAGUGAGUUACAAACUCGUUUGGCGGAUGCAGAAUUUAAACUUAUUGAAGGAGAAAUGCUGCGUAAAAAGUUGCACAAUGAAAACUUGGAACUAAAAGGAAACAUCCGCGUAUUCUGUAGAGUCCGACCUUUUUUGGCUGAAGAUGAUUCUAACACAGAAGGGAAAAUUAUUUCAUAUCCCACAUCAAUGGAUGCUCUUGGACGGGGGAUUGAACUAGCGCAAAAUGGGCAAAAACAUUCUUUCAAAUUUGACAGAGUUUUUAUUCCUGAUGUAUCACAAGAAGAUGUAUUCGAAGACAUUUCACAACUCGUUCAAAGUGCUCUUGAUGGUUAUAAGGUUUGCAUCUUUGCUUAUGGUCAAACAGGAUCAGGCAAAACCUAUACCAUGAUGGGUAAGCCGGGGGAUCCAGAGCAAAAAGGUUUGAUCCCUCGUACAUUGGAACAAAUAUUUAAAACCAGACAAUUUGUCCAGCCACAAGGCUGGAAAUAUGAAAUGCAGGUGUCAAUGUUGGAAAUUUACAAUGAAACAAUUCGUGAUCUGUUAGCAACAAAUCGGUCAUCUUUGGAAAGAACAGAAAAUGGUACCCCUGGAAAGCAAUAUACAAUCAAACAUGAUGUAAAUGGAAACACCCAUGUCUCUGAUCUUACCGUUGUGGAUGUGCGUAGCGCUAAAGAAGUUUCUUUUCUCCUAGAACGGGCUGCUCAUAGCAGGUCUGUAGGCAAGACUCAAAUGAAUGAGCAAUCAUCACGGAGCCAUUUUGUUUUCACACUACGCAUAUAUGGUGUUAAUGAGAGUACUGAACAACAAGUACAAGGUGUCCUGAACCUUAUUGAUCUUGCGGGGAGUGAACGCCUUUCUAAGAGUGGAUCAACUGGGGAGCGAUUGAAAGAAACUCAAGCCAUCAACAAGAGCUUGUCAUCUUUAAGUGACGUUAUAUUUGCCUUGGCAAAGAAGGAGGACCAUGUGCCAUUUAGGAACUCAAAGCUUACUUAUCUUCUCCAGCCAUGUCUAGGAGGGGACUCAAAGACAUUGAUGUUCGUAAACAUUGCUCCUGAUCCCUCAUCAGCAGGUGAAUCACUCUGCUCACUUCGUUUUGCUGCACGUGUAAAUGCCUGUGAGAUCGGAGUUCCACGACGUCAGACUUACAUGAGACCUUCAGAUUCACGGUUGAGCUAUGGUUGAUCUUUGAUCGCAUAUAUUUUUCUGUUAAUUCAUGAUCAAUUAUUUGUAUUGCAUCAGUAGGAAGAGUUAUGAAGUGAAAAUUGAGAAUGGUUCUAGCAUAGGCUUAUUUGUAUAGUAACGAGUUGUGUAUUCCUAUCAGCUAAACAUAGGAGAAUCCUUUAUUCUUCA